This is a messenger RNA of Juglans regia (Persian walnut), 2193 nucleotides long. RefSeq lists its product as uncharacterized. NCBI's taxonomy places the organism in Eukaryota, Viridiplantae, Streptophyta, Magnoliopsida, Fagales, Juglandaceae. Gene Ontology annotation, molecular function: catalytic activity. The coding region runs from base 1 to 2193 and encodes 730 amino acids. The record is from RefSeq and is a predicted model, not a curated record. The transcript is spliced from 6 exons.
AUGGCGGCGCCCUCUGCCCUUCCUUCAUCGGAAGGGCCUACUGGAGGAGAUGGCGGAUCUCUGUCUUAUGUUCAGAUUGUUUCGAAGGUGGUGACACCUUCAACGUUUAAGAUGUCAAAGGCUGCAGAGGAUUUUCGGUUUGCUAUUGUUCUGAAGUUCGUGCGGAUGAGACCUACGAUUGAUGAUAUACGAUUGGCGAUUAUUAAGUCCUGGGGAUUACUGGAGAUUCCUACGGAUUUUGAUUUGCGAAAAGAAUCAACGCUCGCGCCUCAGUGGAUAUUUCUGCCAGGAUUGCCUCUUCAUAUGUAUCGGGCGGAUUUUCUGCAAAUUCUAGCAACCAGGUUUGGACGGUUUUUGGGGAUUGAUAAUGCUACGCUGCAUAGAACCAGAGCGUCGGGGGCUCGAAUGUGUGUGGAAAUAGAUUUAAAAGAUGAACCGGUUCAACGUUUUCCUAUUGUAAUGGCUAACAAAAAAGUUUGGCAGGAGGUUCGGUAUGAAAGACCUGGCUUCUAUUGCACCAAGUGCUGGCGUCAGGGUCAUACGGCAGUUGUAUGUCGAGCUAGUGAAGAGGCUAUGCGUAAGGGAUGUGAUGUGUCAAAAGGGGUGGGGAGAAAAAUGUGGCAAGAGAUUCCAAAACAGAAGAGUUUGCAGGGGGUUCCAGGAGAUGGGUUGAAGGAAGCCCAGAAGGAAGAUGGGGUUGUAAUGGAAGUAGUUAAUGGGAAAGAGGUAGUCGAUCCUAGGGAGGAAACAGAGAAAAUUGUUAGCAAAGAGCGAGGGAAUAUUGAUAUGAAAAUGGUGGAGGAGCCCUGUGAGGAGGAGGAGGUGGUAGAGCAACCUUCAAUCCAAAUGCUGCGGGAUGUUGAGGCUGUUCGGGGGGUUGGUUCUGAUAUGGACUUGAUUCUAGUUGAUGCUUAUAAUUCACCGCGUAGUGGGGGCCGUGGUCAAGUUGAGAUGGUCUCUGAGGUGCUUGAUAUGGAGUGUCAUUUACAGUCGGUUACAGUAGAAGAGCCACCAGAUUUGUAUGGUACUGAUGUGGAAGAGGAAGCGAAUGUUCUUGAUUUGGCCAAAAAUAAAGGAUAUGAUUCUGACUCUGUUUCGCAACAGGAUAAGCUUCAGCGUUUAGUUAGUUCAUUGGGUUUUGAUGGUUUUUAUUCUAACGAGGGUGCAGGGGGCAAAAUUUGGAUUUUGUGGAUAGCUCCAUAUGAUUUUGAAGUUGUUAGUGUGUCAACGCAGAUGGUUACGGGGUGGUUUGUGUUAGAUGGGACACGGACGUUGGUUUCUUUUGUUUACAUGAAAUGUACUCAGCUGGAUCAAAGAGAGUUAUGGGAGCAGCUGGUUGGUUGUAGGGCUGCUGGAGAUCCAUGGAUUGUUAUGGGGGACUUUAACAUUAUACGAGAGGACCGGGAACGUGUGGGGGGCUGUCCCCGAGCUGCUCAAGCUAUGGAUGAUUUUAAUUUGUGUAUUGAUCAAUGUGGUCUAGUUGAGCUGAAUUAUCAUGGUAAUCCUCUCUCAUGGUGUAAUGGGCAGGAGGGGAUUGCACGAAAGUGGGUGAGGCUUGACCGCGUGCUUAUGAAUGUGGCCUUCUCGGCUCGAUUUAAUUUGGUGCAGAUGGAGUAUAUUAAACACAAGACAUCGGACCAUAGUCUUAUGGUGAUUCGUUUAUCCCUUGUUAAUAAUAGGUAUGGGCCUUCUCCGUUUCGGUUCCAAAAAAUGUGGUGUUCUCAUGGUUCAUUUCAAAAGUUGGUAAAGGAGACAUGGAAACAGCCUACGGUAGGAUCGGGAAUGGUUAAAUUGGCUGCAAAAUUGAAGCGACUUAAGGUGGAGCUGCGGAUAUGGAAUAAAUCGGUGUUUGGGAGAGUGGAUACUAAUAUUCAGGAGCUAGAUGCGAAAAUGGAUCGUAGGCGUGGUUCAGUUAUUUCGCAGAUGAGGUUGGCAGAUGGGACUAUGUUGGACUCGGCAGAGAAGGUGCACUUGGGGGCGGUGGAAUAUUUUACUAAUUUCCUAACAGACAUGCCGCAGGUUGUUCAUGCAGAUCUUUCUCCUCUUGUGGGAUUGGAAAUCUCAGAGGAAGAUAAUUCCAGUUUGUGCCGUAGGCCUUCGGAAGAGGAAGUGAAGGAGGCCGUUUUCUCGAUUCCAGAAUAUAGUAGCCCUGGUCCGGAUGGGAUGUUUGUGAGGCGUCCAAGGUUCGAGUGA